GUAAACAAAUAAGUGUGUAGCACGCUGCACGCGAUAGACUAGAUAUAUAGUUAUAGAGCUUUGUACAGUGGAAUUUCGACUGUGCCAAAUGUCUACAAUAGUUUUCACGGUAGCUUUUGUUAUAGCUGCAAUUUGUAUAAAAGUUUUCAUCGUUGAUACGAACUUUUUAUACUGCGCACAAAAUAAAAAAAUGACAUCUACCUUCAACAAAAGUUAUGAUUUUAUCAUUGGUAAGCAUUUUCACAUUUCCAGUUAUUUGGCCAUAGUAACAAACAAUUUUUUAGACACAAUUUGUCUUUCCAAAAGUUUUUUUUUUUUUUUUUUUUUUUUUUAUAAAUUUUUUUUUUCAAAAAUUUUUUUUUUUUUUUUUUUUUUUUUUAACUUCAUGCGGACUUUGCCACGUUAAUUGGUAAUAUUGUUGUUUCUCAAAUUGUUAGCAGCCGCUAGGGCGCCGCCAAAUAUUUAACACAUUUUUCAUGAUUUUAAUUCUAUUUACUUAAUUUACGAUGGGAUUGGACUUGACACCUCGCUGACCAUGUGUAAACCUCAAUUAGUAGGAUUAGUUUGCAUAAGCCUCUAAAAUGGUAACUAAGUGACUCUUACUUAAUUAAUGUUUGUUUUGUUCAAAUCUGUUUUGUUUGUGUUAACCAAAUCUUUAAUUAUAAAACAAUUUUAUUUUCGCCAUUUUGUAGAGUACGGUCCUUUAAUGUACUUGGUAAAAACUGGACUCAGCAAGGGAGCAGAGAAUCUAAAAAGUUUGGGAACCACCGAGUCAGAUCAUUUUGACACAUGCCCGUAAAUAGCAUAAAUAUAUAGCCUAAGGUUAAGGCUUACAAGAAACGCACUUUAAAAAAACCUGGCGUAUAGACAAAAAUCAACAGGUCUGCAACCUCUAACCUUAAAACAAUGCAUAUUUAAUAUUUAUUAAAGUUAAAGUUUUGAAAAUUUGAAGGUAAAUAAUGUUUAACUUUGUCUUGGAAUGCAAGGUAGUAAAUAACUAUUUGGUUCAGUUAUGUGAUGUAGGCCUACCAUAUAUAUGCACAUAUUAUGUAUGUUAUAUAUCAUUUAAAUAUUUGUAUGCUUGCAUCUGAUCAGUUGGGGCUGGCUCUGCUGGAUGUCUGGUUGCUGGGCGUCUAUCAGAGGACCCUAAUGUAACAGUUUUGCUUCUGGAGGCAGGCGAGCAUGACUUCGACAAACCACAACUGCUGAUCCCAGGUUUAGCAGCUGUUACGCUGAACAGUGACCAGGACUGGCAGUACUACACAGAACCACAGAGCAAUGCACUCAAGGGACUUACAAAUGGCGUAGGUUUCUUUUAAAAAAUUAAGAACUAAACAAACCCUAAAUAGAAAAGUUUUUGGUACAAAUCCUUUAUAUCAUGCAUUUUUAAUUUUUUAAUUUUAUGUUAAUAUUCUAAUGUCCCACCAUUUUAAAACCACAGAUUUAUUUCUCUAAUUAUUUCAGAAAAGAAAGAUAAUCUUAUGCACAAAACGCAUUUGCAAAUAUUUUUUUUUAAAGAAUCUCAUUUAGCGCAGUUAAAAAAUUUAAAUCUCAUUUAGCGCAUUCGGAAUUUUAUUUCUCAACAACAUAUUACCAUUAACCAUAUAAAAUUCCAACCUAUCACUGACAUUCUUCCCCCUAAAAAACAGGAAAAACUGAUUUUUGGGGUUGGUGGUGGGGCUAAAAAUUUGAAAUAAUGUGUUGUCAUAUGCUACAAUUCAAUAUGCAAAGUUUCAGCCCAUAGGUUGAUGGGCAGUGGGUCAAUUAAACAUCUGAAGAUUUUGUCCUAACAACACAAAAGCGAAGUUAACAUAAUGGAUUUUAAAAAGCAAAAGUGUACAUCUAUUUAAAAAAAAUAUAAUUACAUUCUUUAAAAUCUGCUUUUAAGAAAAAAAAUGUCAAUUUAUGUUUUCGCCUUGCCACUUUUAAAUAACUAAAUAUUAUGCUGGUAUAUGAAAUAUGCAAUGGGUAUAGGAAAACCUGAAGAAGAACAAUAACAUAAAUAUUUUUUAUUGUCCUUCAGGUUUUCCAAAACCCUUUUAUAUUUUGUUAUUGUUGCAACCUAAAUGUAGUCUUCCCCAUAUUUCUGGUUUAUGAUGGGUAUCAUAUUGUAAAACAUUUUCGAUAAAUUAACAGCGUUCCUUUUGGCCCCGUGGCAAAGUCAUGGGUGGCUCAGGCAGCAUCAAUGGAAUGCAGUACGUCCGUGGGUCUAGACAUGACUAUGACAGGUGGGCCAAGUAUUUGGGAGAUGACCAGUGGGACUACAGGCAUGUCUUGCCUUAUUUUAAGAAAUCUGAGAACAUUCAGAUUGAACAUCUUAAAAACUCAGGUAUUUUUUAAGCAUAGACCUCUAUCUUUUUUGGGUAAAAGAAUAAAUUAUUAUUUGAUAUGGAAAAUAUUCUCUGUUUCUUAGUAUCUGUCAGUGGGGUAGAAACAAGUUGUCCAAGUAAUUUUUUUUUUUUUUUAAUAUUGAUGAAACUUGAAAUUUUAAUAAAAAUAUUUUAUUUUCAAACUUGAAAAAAACAAUAAAAUUCUUUCAUUUUGCUUUAAGUUUUUAAUCUAAUUAAUUUUAAAAUAAAAAUAAAAAAUUAUAAUUAAUACUAUUAAAAAAGUGUCACAAUUAGAAAGAUUCUAUUCCAUAAUUGAUACUUUUAAUUAUCAGAUUACCAUGGCCAGGAAGGGGAGAUUACCAUUAACCACAUAAAAUCCCAGCCUAUCACUGACAUUCUAAUUCAAGCUGCCCAGAGUGUUGGCUACCCAAGCAAUGUUGAUUACAAUGGGAAAUCAAUGGAAGGUAACAUCAUAAUUAGUAAUAUCAAGAAGAAGGGGGAGUGGCUGCUAUGCAUUUUAGCUAAGUGUUGUUUUUUUUAAAAUUUUGUAUUUACUGUUCUUAGUUGUCUGAAAAAGGCUUCUUGCAGACACAUUCAAUGUUUUGUUGUGUCUUUUUUUUUUUUUUUUUUAAGCGUUCCCUUAAUUUGUUUCACUCAUUUCCUGUUAGUAAUAUCAGUAUGAUAAAUAUUUGUUUAAAUUAGUAAUUUCAUAAUGUUAAUCUUUUAGUUUGAUUGUUCGUUGCCGUGUGCCUAACUGCUAAAUUCUGACAGAAAUAUGAAUGCAGGGACCAAAUUAAUUUUCUAAAUCAUUCUUUGCUGAUAAAAAGUAAAUAAAUAAUUUUGUGCUGGUUCAAGGGUAACGGUACUAUUAGCUAAAACAAAAAAAUUUAAUAAAAGCCUAGAGUGUAGAGGAAAAAGCAUUGAACACUUCAGUAGAAAUUCUAUUCGCAAGGAGUGUAAAAGUUGUAUAUUUUAAUAGAUGACAAUAUGGUCCAUUAAAAAAAAAAUCAAAACUGAAUUCAGAAAAUGAUACUUACAUAUGUAUUAAUUAAACAUUUUUAGUACUUUUUAAACCUGAUUUUAAGAAAUUGUUGCUUACUUUACAAAUGUCUAUCGACUUAAUUGGACUCCGUAAUCCCAAUAGAAGGUGGAUAUGAAUUUUCCGAUAUAAUUAUAACAAUAGGAAAUUAGAACCUAAAAGUUUUACAACCUUUAAAGAUGUCAAAUGUUUGCAUUGGCUAAAGUAAUCUUUCAAUAAAUUGAUUUUUUACAGACAGUUGUUAGGGAAAGACACACAGAAUGUUCAAGGUUGUUAAGUUUGAUAAAAAUUUUGGGCUAUUCUAAACUCUUAUUUAAUAAGUUGUCAGAGUUUAAAAUUAUAUGUCAUAGGAAUCUUCCAUUCACAAGUUAACUCUAAGAAUGAUCAACGGUGGUCAACAAGUUAUGCAUAUGUACAUCCUGCAUUGCAAAGGCCAAAUUUGCAUGUAGCAGUACAUUCUCAUGUGACUAAGGCAAGUUAUUCUCAUGUAACUUAGGUAAAUAAUUCCCAUUCAGAUGGGACUAAGCAAUUACAAUGAAAGAAACAUUUUAACACUUUAAAAAGACAGUGAAAAUAAUAUAAUUUUUUACAUUUAGAAGAAUUUUUUAAUGAGCUGAAAUUAUUUUUACUCUGUGCAAGACUUAGAUUAAAUAUUCUGUUUAAUACAGGUUGAGUAUGAUGGAUAAAAUAUGAGAAAACAUUUUUCGAACUCAUAUUAACAGAAACUUAAAGCAUGGAAAUUUUUAUGCCAAAUUCCUUUAAUAAACUAACACAGAGAAGAUUGUUAAAUGUGCUUAACGAUUUUAUAUUUCAGGUCAUCAUUGAGAAAAAUCAAGCUACAGGUGUACAGUUCAUCAGAAAUGGAAGAAAAUAUGUUAUCAAUGCCCAGAAGGAGGUUAUUUUAUCUGCUGGUGCCAUUGGGUCUCCUCAGAUUCUCAUGUUAUCUGGAAUAGGGCCCAAAAAACACCUGGAAGACUUAAAGGUAAAAGAAAUUUAGAUUUAGAAAAAAAAUAGUUUUAAUUUUAGCUCAGACUUUCAUAUUUCUAAGGAAAUGGACGGAUAAAUAAAUCUACUAGAUUAGUUGAGUAUUUAUUUAUUUAUUAUGUUCCUUGGUUAUUUUUUUCAUACUUCAUACAACCAAGAUACCUGUUAUGGCUGAUCUCCCAGUGGGCGAGAACCUUCAAGAUCACAUCUUAUUUGAUGUAGGGGUCAAGGUCAAUGAUUCUGUAACCUUUUCAUUGGACAGCAUGACUAGUGUGUGGUCAUACAUUCAGUACAAGUUAUUUGGUUCAGGUAUCAUUGGUGUAGUUUUUUUAAAUUCUUGUCUGGCUUACAGUGUUGUACUUGUGCACAUGUUUCAAUACAUUGUCACAGAAAAAGCAUAAAAUUUAACACUAAAGAAAAGUAAUUAGACUAUAUAUAGUCACACAUAUUUUUGCUUAAUUUAUUUGUGGAUUUUAACAGUUGAUUGUCAAAUAUUUCAAAAGUUAGUAAUUUUUUUAUUUAUAAGUUAUGAUAUCAGUACCAUAUUUAAUUUUUUUAGGUAACAACACGGGUCUAUUAGUAAUUUUAUGAAUUUUUUCUGAUUUAUUACCUAAAUUUGAAAGCAGAAUUUGUAUCAUCCUGAUCUACUUUGCUUUUUGCAAGUCAACUUGGAAGUUAUGUGUGAUGAACAAAGUAUUUUUAAUUGAUAAUGUAUGAGCCUAUUAAUUAUAGAAUGCAUCUUUAAAAUAUUUUGCUAAUUUGUAUGUCUACAAAAUAUUUUUAUUAUUGUGUAUUAUUUCAAGAGAAUUUAUAAUGUUUCAAUUUGUUAAAAUUCUGGAAAAUUGAAAAAUUUAAACAAUAAGUAUAGUUAAAUCAUGUCCUUCCUAUUUUAAAACAAUUUUACAUUGAAAUUUUUUAUAUUAAAAAAUAAUUUUAAUAUUGUGACUCUUGAACUAAAUUUGAGAUUUUCAUUGUGCAAGAAAUAAUUUUAACAUAGUAAUAUGGUAGUUGAUAUACCGUAUAUACAAAAAAUAAAUAGAAUAUUUUAUUAUUAUUUGCCUUCAAAGCUUAAUAUUAAACAAUCAUUUUUUUUUUAAAACAGGAUCUGAUACUUCUACCGAAUUAAUUUUUAAAAAAUCUAUGUCCAUCAAAAAUUGUAUAUUUUAACAUUUAUAAGUAUAAUUAAUUCUUUUUACUUAAUAUGCCACAUAAUUUAAUUUUUUUUUUUAUGUGACUAACAUUAAGAAAGUAAUUUCUAGUACCUAUAUACUCAUUCGUCUCCCACAGGUCCCUUUAACUCUCCCUAUUUACUGGAGCUGCUGGCUUUCAGAAGUACAACCAAAGAAUCCAGAGAGCAAGAUUGGCCUGACCUAGAGAUACAUUUUAUUAGUACCUUGCCCCACUCUCAUCAUAAGAAAAGUUUUCAUUAUACUGAAGAUGUGAGAUAAUUAUAAAUCAUAAGAAAAGUUUUCAUUAUACUGAAGAUGUGAGAUAAUUAUAAAUCAUGGAAAAACUUUUUGCUCCAAGUUUCUUAUAAUGAAAACACAAUACUUUUGCUGAGCUCUGAAAUCCGUCAUCAAAUGCAAAUAGAAAAUGUAAAGUGUUUUUAUUGAAAAUUCUUUUGCCAGUCACAUGUAUCUGAUGGGGAAUAUAAUUUAAAUUUUAAAUUUCAAAACACAUUAAGGAAGGUAUUAUUCAUAUUAAACAAUAUUCAUACUAUGGAUCAAUAAUUUGUGGGCUUUGGCAUGUGACAUUCUCAUAAGUUUGUUCUGAUCUCAAGGUAAAUGCCCACUUAUCAGGCAGGGACCAGUUCAAAUUCGGUUUCAUGUGUGCCCCAACACUGCUACGUCCAGAAAGCAUAGGGAAGAUAACUCUCCAGUCCAGUGAUCCAUUUGAUUAUCCUUUGAUACAUGCUAAUUAUAUGGACAAACAGAAUGAUGUGCAAGUUUUAAUUCGAGGUGAUGAAAAAGAAUCCAUUUCAUAUUUCAUUUAAGGGUACCAACAUUGACUCUUCAUAGUAACUAUUCCUUAGAUAUUGAUUUAAAAUAAAAAACCUUUCACAUUUCUUACAAAAUUUUGAUAGUUCUUAGGGAAAAGAGAAUAUUUUAAUAGUCAGUAGUUUAUUUUUUUUUAAAACACACUAUUUUAGUUUUGUUGCAUCCCCAAAUCUAAAAAGAAUUAGUUUGGGAUUUUUGGAUUAACUGUGAAGAGUUCCCAAGGGGCCCUUGCAUUUCAUUUGAGCAGCCCUGCCAGCAAUAAAAAGUAUUUAUUCUGUACUAAUGCCUUCUCUCAACCAAAUCUCCUAUUUUUUAUUUUUUUUUAUAGUUAUAAUUAAAAAUAGAAGUGAUUAUUUCACCCAUAAACAGGUUAUAAUUUUGUUAUAUACAAUUUGGCACAUGGAGAAAUUUGAUUUUAGGAUCAAUGAAAUAGUUUAAAUCUUGAAAAAAAUCCACAGGUAUCCAGGAGUGUGAAAAAAUCAUCAGUGCUGAUGUUAUGAAAAAUAUUGGAGCUGAUUUAUCUGAGAAGAGAGCUGCCUUCCCAUGUCAAGAUCACAGAUACAAGUCGCAUGAGUACUGGGAAUGCUUGGUCAAACACAGAUCACUAACAUCUUACCAUCCUGUUGGUACAUGCAAGAUGGGGCCAAGGGGAGAUCCUACAGCUGUAGUGGAUUCUAACCUAAGGUAUGUCUUUCACCUCCAACUAUGCACUUCUGUGUCUACAUAGCUACUGAUGGGUAUGACAGUUUUGAGACACUAGGUAUCAUUGAGUUCUUGUCUUUAGCUUCAAAUCAAAUUUUUGUUUUAAUGAGCAGAAAAGUUAAAAUAAUAAAAUUUAAUUAUUUUUGUCUCCAACAAAUUUCUCUACCCAAUGUUUUUUUAUGCACACUGCAUCUUCAAAACGACAGCAUAACAUUCAAGAUACAAUUUUGUUGUAUUAGUUCCCUCAACGGUUGUUGGUAAAAGAUUAAUCUGAAGCUUAAUAAUGAUUUAAUUUCACAUUUCUUUUCUUAUAAUUUUCUAGAGUGCAUGGCAUCUCAGGAUUACGUGUGGUGGAUGCAUCCAUCAUGCCCUGGAUUGUAUCUGGCAACACGAAUGCUCCAACAAUCAUGAUUGCUGAAAAAGCGGCAGAUUUAAUCAAGAACAGGCAGCAACUGAGCCCAUUGAAUUUAUAAAAUGUGUUGAACUAUAAAAAGAACUGCAAUGAUAAAUAUAAAUGGUUUACUUAACCAUUGAAUAGUUUUCCUCCCUUGCGAGCUGCAUAUUUUUUGUUUGUUAAGUGUUAAGGCAUAUCAAAGGGGCUAUACAAAGAAAUAAAUGCAACAAUAAUUUCAAUAAUUUUUUUCGUAUUAGUAAAUUUAUAUCUUUGAUAAACUCUUUUGAAAGUUCUCAUCAGUAAGCUAUGGGUGGCAUUGUAGAGUUCAUAAAUCACAAUUUCUUACAAUUAACAAAAUUUCAGUUUAUGAAUUGAAUGUCCUACAACUUGAUCUAUUCAUCACUAAUCCAGAUUACUCUGAAUUGCGUUAAAAAAAUUUAUAAUGCAUGCCAUGUUUUUUGGUUUAAAUUUUAUCACAAUUUUGUUGUAUUAUUUUCUUCAAUUAUAUACACAACCCAUGUAAAAAAAAGUUUCUGUACACAAAAUGUUGUUUUCUUUUUGAUAUAUUAUUUAAUCUUUUAUCAUUUUUGUUCAUGCUUUGUCAAGUAAUUGUUAACUCGGUGCUUCUUACCAUUUUAAUCAAAUAUUAACAGAAGGUCUUACAACUGUUUCAUCACUGGUAUCUACAGUUUUCACCUUUUAUGGCUCUGUGGCAGAAAGUUCACAUUGGUCAACUUAACGUAAAUUAAUACUUUGAGAGGCAAUGAUCAUUAUAUAUUGAUGUUUACAAUUCUUAGAUGUGUUAUGCUUCAACAUAUAUUACCUAUUAUAUAUUACCUAUUAUAUAUUACCUAUUGUUAAGACAAUUUAUUGUUAUGGAUCCAACUCAGAUUAAUAAAAUUCCAUCUGAUUUAUAAAAAUGCGUUUUGUGUGUGGUAGGCCCUAUUGACUAGCUCAGAGCAGAUUUGACAUUUUAAGCUGCAGAAAUUUUAUCGUUAAAAUUAAUUUCCCUGAAAA
This is a messenger RNA of Lymnaea stagnalis (great pond snail), 8463 nucleotides long. The record is from the annotation of a GenBank genome assembly. Lineage: Eukaryota; Metazoa; Mollusca; Gastropoda; Lymnaeidae.